Molecule: messenger RNA, 744 nt
Organism: Sphaeroforma arctica JP610
Lineage: Eukaryota; Ichthyosporea; Ichthyophonida
Exons: 4
Coding region: 1-744 (247 amino acids)
Biological process (GO): mitochondrial electron transport, NADH to ubiquinone
Molecular function (GO): NADH dehydrogenase activity
Source: RefSeq, a predicted model, not a curated record
AUGUUCAGAGCAAUUGUAUCAGCAGCACGUCCGUGUGCGUCCGUGCUUGCACAACGCACACUAACUCGCACAAUGAAGACAUCGACCGCAUUGCGAUCAGAUAAGCUUUUUGUGCACAGAGAUAGUGAGCAAAAUAACAAGGACACGCCAUUUGAAUUCACUGAUGAAAACUUGGCGCGAUGCAAGAGCAUUAUGCAGAACUAUCCCAGGGGCCAUCAGUCGGCAGCGAUGAUUCCGCUGCUGGAUCUGGCUCAGAGACAGCACGGGUGGUUACCACUCAAUGCUAUGAAGGCUGUUGCUAAGCUAUUGAACGUCGGAGAUAUGCGUGUGUUUGAAGUGGCCACAUUCUAUACAAUGUUCAACCGUGACCCCAUCGGCAAGAAGUUUGUGCAGGUCUGCACCACCAGUCCCUGCCAGCUCAGGGGCUGCAACGACAUCCUGAAGACGUGCGAGGAUACGCUGGGCAUCAAAGUGGGUGAGACCUCCAAGGACGGCGAGUUCACACUGGUUGAGGUGGAGUGUGCUGGUGCAUGUGUCAACGCACCAUUGUUUGCUGUCAAUGACACGUACUAUGAGGACCUAACCCCAGAGACAGCCGAGAAGGUGCUGAAGGCUUUCCAGAAGGGCGAGACGCCCAAAGCCGGGCCUCAGAACGGCCGAAAGGGCUGCGAAAACUCAGCCGGACUCACUGCGCUCACAACCCCACCCCCAGGCCCUGGGUUCAUGGUACGCGAGGACUUGUAA